This is a messenger RNA of Coregonus clupeaformis (lake whitefish), 3429 nucleotides long. Its product is annotated as tumor necrosis factor receptor superfamily member 21. Bases 521 to 2494 code for a protein of 657 amino acids. Lineage: Eukaryota; Metazoa; Chordata; Actinopteri; Salmoniformes; Salmonidae. Gene Ontology annotation, molecular function: protein binding. Gene Ontology annotation, biological process: oligodendrocyte apoptotic process; humoral immune response; adaptive immune response. The record is from RefSeq and is a predicted model, not a curated record. The transcript has 6 exons.
GGCUUACUCCCGUCCGUCCACGAUAUACAGACCGAUAAGCAGACCGAUAAGCAGACCGCUUGCCUUCCCGCCUUUGGGACAACGACUCUCAUUAGGGCGGAAACAAUACCAUCUAGUAAUUAUAUACAGUAUCUCUGGUUUGGGCGAGUUUCGUUGGUGACGUCUGUCGCCAGUACCCGCCCCUUUCAGUCAUCGCCCUGCUUUGCUGCAUAGACCGCACAGGAACCUGGACCAAACGAGGCGGAAUUUCAGUUGCUUAUCUAUCAUCGCUAUGGGAAUUAUACCAUUCUUUCAGAACCAAGCUCUUAUCCCAUACUAUCUGAAGCCGGUCCACUUCGAGACACAGACUAUAAAAACUGCAGUAGAUUGUUAUUAUUGCCUUAGCCAGUACAGUAUUUCUAGAAUAUGUGUCCUGCUGAUGCAGGGAUGAUGUACCACCUUGUGCGAUGAGAAGUAGUCUAACGUUUGCGCAGAGCUGGAGAUGGACAUUUUCUAAGUUUUCCUAAUUGAUUUUGGGAAAAUGCUCUGGACAAUUUCAGUGCUUUGUAUGUCUGUGGCGCUACUGUACAGUGUGGUUGAUGAGGCCUCCAGCCAGCCUCUGACACCCAGCCGAGGCACUGUGACAAAGGCCCUGUCUGCCCGCCGCUACUACCACACAGACCCCAGCACAGGCAUUCAGCUGGUCUGUGACAAGUGCCCCGCGGGCACCUUCGUGUCCAGACACUGUACCCAGACCAACGUGAGGGAUUGCAGCCGCUGUGACGAGGGCACAUUCACGCACGGAGAGAACGGGGUUCAGCAUUGCCACCGCUGCAGGAGGCCCUGCCGCGCGCCCCUCGUUGAGAAGGUCCCCUGCACGGCCACCUCAGACCGGAUCUGCACCUGCCCUCCAGAAACCUUCGCCCAGGGCGACAGCUGCACGGCCCACUCUCUGUGCCCUGUGGGCUCAGGGGUUAAGAAGAGGGGCAACGAUGUGGAGGAUGUGCGAUGUAAGGCAUGCGCAAGGGGGAGCUUCUCGGAUAUGGUCUCCAGUGUGUUGAGGUGCAGGACACACACAGACUGCCUGGCCCAGGGUCUGCCCCUACUGGCAGCGGGCACUAGAGAGACAGACAACAUCUGUGGACCUGCUUCUCCCACCUCCCCCACCCUUCUGAGACCUGCACAGUCUGCCUUCGUCCAGGAGCCCUCCUCUUCCUCCUCCUCAGCUGGCCCAGUACAUAAAGACAACUUCAGCCUGACAGCAGGUGCUGAGGACUUAGAGCUCUUAAUGAGUGCCACAGGGAUUCUACCCAGCCCCAGCCAUGGCCAGGAUUCCCCCCCAGCAGGCUCCUCCGAAGACAAUGGAGAGGUCCUGAACCUGGACGCUACGCCUGGAGCACUGGACUCCCCACGGACUCUACCACACCACAAGUACUCUGUUCCCAGUGAUAACCACCGCACCCACCUGGCGGCCAACAAGCGGGCCAUGGAUGGCGUGGAGGAUGGAGCUGGUGUGGGGGUGGGCAGAGGGGUGCAGAGCUCAGGGUACAGGCCCACGUGGAGAGGCUCCCCCAGGCCCAGCACUCAUAUGCACUUUGACAUCAACGAGCACCUGCCCUGGAUGAUCGUUCUGUUGCUGCUGCUGGUGCUGGUGGUGAUUGUGGUGUGCAGCGUGAAGAGGAGCUCCAGAGUGCUGAAGAAGGGGCCAGUCCAGGACCCCAGCAGCAUCAUUGAGAAGGCCAUCCAGAAGAAGACCUGUCCCCCGACACAGACCAAGGAGAAGUGGAUCUACUACUCCAACGGACAGGGUGUGGACAUCCUGAAGUUGGUGGCAGCUCAGAUUGGCAGCCAGUGGAUCGACAUGUACCAGUCCCUGGCCAAUGCUACGGAGCGUGAGGUGGCAGCCUUCUCCAACGGCUACCAGUCGGACCAAGAGCGGGCAUACGCUGCACUGCAGCACUGGACCAUCCGCGAUGGGGACGCCAACCUGGCCAAGCUCAUCAACGCCCUGCACCGCCACCGCCGCAUCGACGUGGUGGAGAAGAUACGGGGCAUCAUGGAAGACAAUCCUCAGUUUAAUCUGAACCAGCUGAUGACUGUGAAUGUAACCCCGAGCCACAGUCCUGUCCACAAGUCUUUGGAGUCUCCUGGGGUGAUGGUGGAGCGGUCUCCUGUGGACCGGACCAAGGGCUUCUUCCCUGACGAAUCAGAGCCCCUGCUCCGCUGUGACUCUACUUCCAGCAAAGACUCCGCCCUCAGCAGGACCGGCUCAUUCAUUACCAAAGAGAAGAAAGACACGGUGCUGCGUCAGGUCCGGCUGGACCCGUGCGACCUGCAGCCCAUCUUCGACGACAUGCUGCACAUCCUAAACCUUGACGAGCUGCACGUCAUCGAGGCGAUCCCCAUGGCAGAGGACAAACUGGAUCGCCUCUUCGAGAUUGCCGGGGUCAAGAGCCAGGAGGCCAGCCAGACCCUGCUGGACUCGGUCUACAGCCACCUGCCUGACCUCCUAUAGGCCUGCUGCUGUGGUGCUACAGACCUCUACUGUGGUCAGGGGAUGCCCCACUUCCUUCUUCUGCAAACCCCUCCUUUCCAGGUGUGGCUACCUGGGUGUGGCUUCUUCCUCCCGCCACCACCCCAAAUACUCUGAGGCAAGCUAGUGAGAUGCUGCUUGAUUGUGGAUAUAGUCGCCUACUCGCCUUCAUGACCGCCAAUGGGUUCCCCUCUGCUAUCCUCCAUUCCUAGCAGCCUGACUGAGUCCCCCACUCCUACUAUGGUCAGGGAGCCUCCCAUCUCUCUCUAUGAUCCUGCACACUCUCACCCCCAGGCCAGACCAUACAGCCACAUGCCUGACCUCUUGAAGUCUCCCUCCAUCUCUCCCCCCAUGUAGGGGAGGGGACCAGGCUUUUCCCCUCUCCCCCCCACACAGCCCCCCAUGGCAAGCCUGCCUGCCUGAAGGAAGGGCAGGACAGAGGGAGGACAGAGGGGCCAGGCUCUGUAACCCAGCCUGGAGUUCUGGACAGACAUACCACCACCAUCACCACUAUGCAGAUUAAACCACUGCUAUUGCCCUUGUAGCGUUAAACAAGUGUUCUCUUUACAUUUUGUAGAUUAUUGUAGGUGUGUCAGCCAGUGUUAUAAACCCAUAUUCACUCAUUCAUGUAAGCAAACUUCAACAACACACACUCAUGCACAAUGUCUAUAAAUGUCAAACAUCCCACAUGAAGAAAUACUAUUGUGUAUACUAUGGUAGGAAUACUAUAGGAUUCACUAGUGUUUUUGCAAACUUUACUGUAGUAUUUACUGUAGUAUACACAGUUUACUAUACUAUAAAUACUGUAGUAAAAACAAACAGUAGUGUAUACUAUAGUAAUAACUGUAGUGUUUUUGCGGACUGUAGUAUAUUGUAGUAUUUACUGUAGUGUUUUUGCAGACUGUACUACAGUAUAC